This is a messenger RNA of Periophthalmus magnuspinnatus, 670 nucleotides long. RefSeq lists its product as uncharacterized. Lineage: Eukaryota; Metazoa; Chordata; Actinopteri; Gobiiformes; Gobiidae. The transcript has 3 exons. Bases 70 to 606 code for a protein of 178 amino acids. The record is from RefSeq and is a predicted model, not a curated record.
ACUCCACAGAUAACUGUAACACAGAGUACACCAACAACAUUAAAGAAAGAAAUCACAAGGCCUCUGUCCAUGCCACAGGCAGAGCACGUUGAACCCGCUUCAGUGAGAUCCAUUCCUAAAUCUGCCUCAUACAGUCAAGAGGCAUCACCAGCACAGCUAACAGUUAGAGUGUCCAUGAGCUUUUCAUCUUUACAGGGACUGAUGAACCCUGACCAACCCAGCAACUUCCCAGAGCUCUUCUUGACUCUUGGAGCACCCGGAGAUAACCUAGUGAUACCUCUGAGCCCCGUCCCUGGACGACGCCUUUCUCUCAGCCUCAACCUUAUCCCAAAAGAAAAUGUGGACAUUGAACAAACCCCUCCAAACCAUUCAAGUCCCUGGAAGUCUGACUCUGGACCACCAUCUCCAAACGUCAGGAUGCCCAGUCAUUCACCAUCGAGCCCACAAGACAACUCCAUGCUUGUGGCUGUCACUCAGGCUGUGAAAGGUCAGACAGCUCCUGUCAGAAAGGGCAACAGACUGAAAGUAAAGGAUAAGCCCUAUCAAGACAAGGGAAAAAAGGUUAUGAAGAAGGAAAAAAGUGGAAAUAAACAAAAAACAGGAUGAGUUCAUUGUUAUUAUUAACUAUAAUAUAUGUUUGUUUAUUAUUAUUCCAGAUGGAAUUUUACAU